CUUCCAGAAUCCCUGAGGAUGACAUCAGGUUGAGAAAAAACAGAGACCAAAACUGUGCCAAUUUCUUGGAGCCAGCUACUGUGCUUGCUACAAAGGAAGAGAAAAUGGAAAUUGAAGUUCCAGUUUCUGAACAUAAAAGCAUCACCACAGUGGCUUCACCACAUCCCAUAGACAAUCCAACCCAUUUUUUUUCCCCUGCUGCCAGCCACAAUGGACUUAAGGACAGACACGAAUCUCUGGACAGUGAAGUUGCUAAAGAGAUCAGAUACCUAGAUGAAGUGCUGGAGGCAAAUUGCUGCGAUUCUGCUGCAGAUAAUACCUUUAAUGGGACAUCCUCCCCUGAACCAAGUUCAGUCUCCGUUAUGGAUGGCUCAGGAGCAUCUGUUAAUGUCAAUAAUGAUUCAGUACCCAGUGAAAGGGAAGAAACUGUAGCCGACAAGCAGGCACCCAUGGUAGUUCAACCACCUGAAGCUAGCAUAACAGAUGAGAACCUGAAAUCUAAUGGCCAUUCCUUGGGUGAACUGAAGGAAGACACUAGGGAAAGUCUCAAGGUGCCAGGAAGUCCCACUUCUUCAAACAGUUCUAGAAGAUCCUCUAAGGAUGGAGAGACAACUCUUACAACCCUUAAGAAAGAGGCAAAGUUUGAACUACGAGCCUUCCAUGAAGACAAAAAGCCCUCAAAGCUCUUUGAAGAUGAAGAAGAGAAGGAAAAAUACAGGGUCCGCAAAGUGAGACCAUCAGAGGAAAUGAUGGAACUUGAAAAGGAAAGAAGGGAACUCAUUAAAAGCCAGGCUGUCAAGAAAAACCCCAACAUUGCUGCCAAAUGGUGGAACCCUCCCCAAGAGAAGACCCUGGAGGAUCAACUGGAUGAAGAGCAUCUGGAGUCCCACAAGAAGUACAAGGAGCGCAAGGAGAGACAGCAGCAGCAAGGUGCAACACCAACAUCCCCCAAACAGAUCAGCUGCUCCUUUGUACCGCCAGAGCCAGUCAAUAUCAAGAAAGAGGAUAUUGUCACAGAGCAAAUUGACUUCUCAGCUGCCAGAAAGCAGUUCCAGCUGAUGGAGCAUUCAGGUCCAUCUCAGGGUCAGGCCCCACCAAGGCGGUCAGGAACACCCAAAAUGUUCUCCAUCAAACCCUUCUACAAGAGCCUCAAUUCUCCACAUGUAGACAGGCCACUGUCCUCCAUGACAAGACCCAUUUCAGUGUGUGGGCAAACAGGACAGCUUGAGGGUAACAAUGCCACCGUUGUCAAAGCACAGAAGGUCUCCUAUACCUCAGAAGAUGGUACAAGUGCUCAGACUACCACUGCUGACCCAACAAGAGAGUUACCAUGCAGUGAUGGCUCCAGAGCUGGACAGACCUCAAAACUCUGGGCAGAGGAUGGAGAAUUCAUGAGUGCGAGAGCAGUCUUCACAGUGGUGAAGGAUGAUGGACAGGGUGUGCUAGACCAGUUCCCAAAGGCAGCAAGUGCCUCUUCCCCUCCAGAGGAGCUCGACUCUGGUUUGGAUGACUUGUCUGUCAGGUCUCAGGAUACCACCGUCUUGGAGACCCUUUCCAAUGACUUCAGCAUGGAUAACAUCAGUGACAGUGGUGCCUCCAAUGAGAUCAUGAGCGCCCUGCAAGAAAGCUCACUGGCUGAUUUCUCCCUGCCGCAGACCCCACAGGCUGACACUCCAGCGGAGUGCAGGAGCGAAGGCAUCUGCAAGUCGUUCAGCGACCCAGGCUGUGACUCGCCCUCCUCCGCCUUGACAGACUCCAUGCUGAUUGACGACCAGCUGGAGUACCACACUGGUCUGCUGGUUCAAAAGGCCAUCCAACAAGCCAUAGCUGAGCAGGCAAAUAAAGCAAACUGCAAGGAAGAAGAAAUCCCAGAGGAGAAGGAGAUCUUAGUCAAAGAGCAGUCAGCCACCACCAUGCCAGCUCCAGCCUCCAAGGAGCAGCAGAACCCCAUGUUCGAGCCACCCCAGGUGUCUUCACCUGUUCAAGAAAAAAGGGACACCAUACCAAAGACUUCAAAAGAGGAAGACUCAGGACUCAGGGAAGGGAAGAGUUUGCAGCAGUCACCCAUGUACUCAGCCAGCCCGCCGUUCCUUGUGGAGGAAAAUAGGCAUGAAAUUAGCUAUUUCAGCAAGUAUUCAGAGGCAGCUGAGCUGAGGAGCACCGCCUCCAUCCUGGCCACGCAGGAGCCUGAAGUGACUGUGGGCCCUUUCAAGUUACGGUCAAGGAAGCAGAGGACUUUGUCAAUGAUAGAAGAAGAGAUCAGAGCUGCCCAGGAACGAGAAGAGGAGCUGAAGAGGCAGCGGCAAGGUCUGCAGGUGGCACCGAGCCCUGUUAUGAAGAGCGCACCACCCAUGCCCACCAGAACCGUGUCUUACAAAACUGCACCGGGAAAGAUAGAGAAGAUCAAGCCUCCUCCAUCACCCACCACGGAAGGCCCCAUCUCGCACUCUGACCCGCCACCCGAGGAGCCUGCGGGAGCCCAGCGACCCAAGAACCUGAUGCAGACCCUCAUGGAGGAUUACGAAACACACAAAACUAAGAGACGAGAAAGGAUGGAUGACAGUGCGGUCCUUGAGGCAACCAGGGUGAACCGCAGAAAGAGCGCACAGGCGCUGCGUUGGGAAGCCGGCAUUUAUGCCAACCGAGAGGAGGAUGAAUAACCGUGCUGCAGCGCGAAGAUAGUGACCAGGCAUGCCGAAACCAAAAAGAGAGAAAGGAAGAAAAAGAAAAAAAGAAAAAAAAAAACCACCACAAAAAAACACCACGAAAGCAGCAGCAUUUUAGUCCAAUAUUUAUUAAAUACACAACAAACUCAGUGAUACACAUAGACACAGAAAUGAUCCAACUCCUGGCAAUCCUAAAACAACAGGAAAAACCCACCUAGAAAAUAACUCCUUCUCCUUCCCUCCAUUCUUCCUCUGAAAUAAUGCAAUGGGCAGGGUGCCGGGGGUGGGAGCCCUCGGGGGGAACAAGGGGGCGGUUGUCCCCGCAGACCAGAGGGGCUGCAGGCGCAUGGUGGGAGGUCAGCGCAGAGGAGCCUGCAGCCAGGGCUCAUGCUCGCGCUUUCUGCUGACCUAAUUGACAGCCCUGCCUUGCCCCCAGGAUCACCGUCCCCCCAGCAGCUCCCGUCGGACCCUCCUGCAGUUCCUUUGCCUCCCACAGCCACUGCACCAAGACCAUCGGCAUUACUCGGCGUACUCCAACCAGCCUCAAAAUACAACAAUAUUGCCCUCUGUUGCUAUUUCUUUGAGGGGUCUGAAGGGUUGGGUUUGGGAUUAGGGGCUUUUAUGUGGGGGAGGGAUGUCUGCUCCCCUUUCUAGUAAUUUAUCUGUUUAAGAGGAAAAAAAAAAAACAAACAGGGAGGCAGUUACUGCAAAUGAACAAUCCAGUAGACUCAAUAAAACAGUCCUUGUGUUGCGAACACAAGCCAUCACAAUUUAGGAGUGGAAAAGAUGGGGAUGAGAGCUAAGCCAAAUGGAUUACCUUAGCUUUAGGAUCCUAUAUGCUUGCAAUAUCACCUGAGUUCCAGGUUCUCAGAGCAUAUUUACAUAACAAAGUUUCUAAAUAAAAAAUCUGUAUUUAGCGGAUGACAACUAUUUUUUGAUGGUGGGGAGGGAAAAGAAUGGCAUAUGUGUAAAAUCUAUGAAGAUGGAUAAAUUGAAGUAGAAGGGUAGUGGGAAAGGGAUACAAAUAAAGGACAUUUAAUUUUUAAAUAAGGCAAUAAUUGAACUAAGCCAGACUUUGGCCUAGAAAGAGGUAGGAAAUAAAGAAGAAAGAUAGUUAUGUCUUCAACUAUAUUUAUACAACAUAAAAAGCCUUUGAAAUAGAGUGCUUUGUGGAAGUCUUCACGUUUCCAGGCAACAAAAAUGCUAAAGGGCAUAAUGAGUUGGAAGGA
Pelecanus crispus (Dalmatian pelican) is the source of this 3895-nucleotide messenger RNA. NCBI's taxonomy places the organism in Eukaryota, Metazoa, Chordata, Aves, Pelecaniformes, Pelecanidae. The record is from RefSeq and is a predicted model, not a curated record.